AUGUCAAUUUUUCUUCCUAUCACAGGCCUGCAGUGGGAUCUGGAUCAGCGGGUACAUGGCCAGCAUCUGGCAGUGAAGCAGAUAUUAUCUUCUGUUAAGAGGUUCCUGCAGGAGGAUCAGUCUAAAAAGUCCCUGGUGCUCUCAUUCCAUGGAUGGACAGGCACUGGAAAGAACCUUGCUGCCCGUAUCAUUGCAGAGAAUCUUUACCAGAAUGGGCUCCGGAACCGGUGCACCAAAGUGUUCAUUCCACAGCUGCACUUCCCCCACCAGUCACACGUGGAGGCAUACAAGGCUCAGCUGGAGAAGCAGAUCAUAGAGAUUUCCUCUCGUUGUGCACAGCCCUUGUUUGUAUUUGAUGAGGCUGACAAACUACCAGCAGCUCUCCUGGAGCCUCUGUUACCCCUUUUUGAAGAUGACUUCCAGGCCCGCAGCAUCCUCCUAUUUCUCAGGUAA
Messenger RNA from Staurois parvus, 453 nucleotides. The record is from the annotation of a GenBank genome assembly. Lineage: Eukaryota; Metazoa; Chordata; Amphibia; Anura; Ranidae.